UACGAAGCCUUCCUCCUCUCCGAUUGGACUGUGUGGCACGGCCAAGUUGUCAGCCCAUGUGGCGUGGCUUCAGAGCAUGUCAGCCAUUUAAAAUAAGCAGAGAAAGAGACAAAUCGGCUACGAUUUUUUUAGGUCCACAAUUGAAUUUGUCCUAUCAAGCAAAUGCCGUCAAUGAAAUUAAAAGGCAAGCGUUAAAACGUGAAGUUAGGAUUGUGCCGUGGUCAUCGUUUACAGCAGAGGAUCUCUAAAUCUGUCAAGUGCCGUUAACUGUUUGCAGAUUUCAAACGAUGGAGGAAGUAGUUAUAGCCGGCAUCUCGGGACGGCUCCCAGAAUCCAACAAUUUAGCAGAAUUCUGGGAGAACCUUUUCAAUGGAGUUGACAUGGUUACGGACGAUGACCGAAGGUGGAAGUCAGGUAUAUAUGGAUUGCCCCGCCGAAAUGGUAAACUGAAAGAGAUUGACAGGUUUGACGCAGCCUUUUUUGGCGUGCACCCCAAACAGGCCCACACUAUGGACCCUCAGCUGCGACUCAUGCUUGAAAUCUCGUAUGAAGCUAUUGUGGACGGAGGAAUAAACCCAACAACCAUGCGUGGCUCUAAAACUGGAGUAUACAUUGGCGUCAGCGGAUCAGAAGCAGGGGAGGCCUUCAGUCGAGAUCCAGAGGAGUUGCUAGGAUACAGCAUGACUGGUUGUCAACGUGCCAUGUUCGCAAAUCGCAUUUCCUACUUUUUCGAUUUCAAUGGUCCCAGUACAGCUAUUGACACGGCCUGCUCCUCUAGCCUCUUAGCUCUGGAAAAUGCUUUCCACGCGAUACGUCACGGCCACUGUGAGGCUGCCCUGGUGGGUGGUGUAAACCUCUUACUGAAGCCCAACACCUCUGUGCAGUUCAUGAAACUGGGCAUGCUCAGUCCGGAUGGAACCUGCAAGUCAUUCGACUCCUCAGGCAAUGGUUACUGUCGGUCAGAGGCGGCGGUUGCGGUGCUGUUGACGAAGAGGUCUGCUGCCAAAAGGGUGUACGCCACAGUGCUCAAUGCUGGCAAUAACACUGAUGGUUACAAAGAGCAAGGUGUAACCUUCCCCUCGGGAGACAUGCAACAACGUCUUGUCCGAUCACUUUAUGAGGAGGCUGGUGUCUCCCCGCAGCAGGUGGAAUACAUUGAAGCCCAUGGCACUGGGACAAAGGUCGGUGACCCACAGGAAGUGAAUGGCAUCGUCAGUGUCUUUUGCCAGGAGAAGCGCAGCCCUUUGCUGAUUGGCUCCACCAAGUCUAAUAUGGGUCAUCCGGAACCAGCCUCUGGGUUAGCUGCUCUUGCCAAGGUGGUCUUGUCAUUAGAGCAUGGUGUAUGGGCACCAAACAUCCAUUUCCACAAUCCAAACUCAGACAUACCCGCGCUUCUAGAUGGACGUGUGCAAGUAGUGACUGAGCCCACUCCAAUCAGCGGUGGCAUCGUUGGUUUAAACUCGUUUGGCUUUGGCGGAUCCAACGUCCACGUGAUCCUGAAACCGCCGCCAUCCAAGGCGUCGGCUCCAGCUGAAGCCAACCACAAGUCCACUCAGCUGCUGAAACUGGUGCAAGUAUGCGGCCGCACAGAAGAUGCGGUGAAGGAGCUUCUUCUCCAAGCCAAAAACCACAGUGAUGAUCACAGCUUCUUGUCCCUGUUGAAUGAGGUGUCGUGCAUGCCGCCCUCCUCAAUGCCCUGCAGAGGGUACACACUCGCCGGGACAGAAACAGAUUCCAGCGAGAUACACCAGCCCUCGUCUGCUCCACGGCCAAUCUGGUACAUCUGCUCAGGUAUGGGUACACAAUGGGCAGGUAUGGGCCAGAGCCUGAUGCAGCUCCAGGUCUUUAGAGAGUCCAUCCUGCGCUCGGAUGUGGCGUUGAAGGACACUGGCCUGUGUAUCUCAGAGCUGCUGAUGAAGGCUGAUGAGACCACUUUUGAAGACACUAUUCACGCUUUCGUCGGCCUGGCUGCUAUUCAGAUUGCACAGAUUGACAUGCUGAAGAAAUUGGGUCUCGAGCCAGAGGGGAUCAUUGGACACUCUGUUGGUGAACUGGCCUGUGGCUAUGCCGAUGGAUCUCUGAGUCACGCCGAAGCCAUUCUAGCAGCAUACUGGCGCGGACGCUGUAUCAAGGAAGCCAACUUGCCACCUGGAGGAAUGGCUGCAGUUGGUCUUACUUGGGAAGAGUGUAAAGCCCAGUGUCCACAAGGCGUCGUUCCUGCUUGCCACAACGCUGAGGACACCGUGACCAUCUCAGGGCCUCAGGAUGCAGUCAUUAAGUUUGUGGCAGAGCUGAAGGAGAGUGGUGUGUUUGCCAAGGAGGUGCGCAGUGCUGGAGUCGCUUUUCACUCCUACUACAUGGAGUCUAUUGCACCCAACCUACUGUCUGCUCUGCAGAGGGUCAUCAAGAGCCCAAAGCCGCGAUCGGGCCGCUGGCUCAGCACGUCUGUCCCUGAGGGGGACUGGAAGAGCCCCAUGGCCCUCCUCUCGUCUGCAGAGUAUCACGUCAACAACCUGGUCAGCCCUGUGCUCUUCCAGGAGGCCCUGCGUCACGUGCCAGACAACGCUGUUCUGGUGGAGAUUGCUCCACAUGGCCUUCUUCAGGCCAUUUUGAAGCGGAGUGUCAAGUCUUCAUGCACCUGUCUUCCGCUGAUGAAGCGAGGUCAUGGAAACAACCUGGAGUUCUUCCUGUCCAAUGUAGGGAAACUGUUUGUUAAUGGUGUCACAUUAAACAGCAAUCAUCUGUGCCCAACUCUGGAGUAUCCGGUGGCUGCUGGGACACCCCAGAUAUCUCCGUAUAUUUCAUGGGAUCAUUCACAGGUGUGGGACGUGCCAAAGGCAGAGGACUUCCCAUCUGGAUCUGGGAGUUCCUCCGCUGUAGUGUACAACAUUGAUAUGAAAGCCGAUUCUCCAGACCGCUACUUGGAGGGACACUGCAUCGAUGGACGCAUACUGUACCCUGCCACAGGCUAUCUGUCUUUAGCCUGGAGAACCCUGGCAAGGAGCUUGGGAACUGUACUGGAACAAACGCCUGUGGCCUUCCAGGAUGUCACCAUUCACAACGCUACCAUCCUUUCUGUGGACGGUUCUGUCCAGUUGGAGGUGAGGCUCAUGCCAUCUACAAAUCAGUUUGAGGUGUCUGAGAAUGGAAACCUGGCUGUCAGUGGAAAAAUUCGUCUCCUGGAGGAUUCUGCUUUGGACUACUUCCAUUCCCAACUCGAUGAAUCGUUGAAAACUGCCGAGAAAGAUCCUCAGCUGACAUCUGCCGACAUCUAUAAGGAACUGCGACUGCGUGGUUAUGAUUAUGGAAAGACGUUCCAGGGCAUAUUGGAGUCUAGCAGUGCUGGUGAUCAGGGCAAACUGGAGUGGAAUGGGAACUGGGUGUCGUUUCUAGACACCAUGCUGCAGAUGCUUGUUGUGGGUUUGUCUGGCCGCAGUUUGCGGCUGCCCACACGAAUUCGCUCCGUCGUCUUGGACCCUUCAUGGCAAACAAAGUUUGUGCAUGACUACAAAAGUGAGAAGAAGGCUGUGGAUGUCUUCGUGGAUCGUUACUUGGACAGCAUCACUGCAGGUGCAGUUCAGAUCUCCGGUCUCCAUGCGACUGUGGCCCCCAGGCGGCAGCAGCAGCAGCGGCCCCCCACACUCGAGGAAUUUGUGUUUGUUCCAUAUUGCCAGACUGGUUGCUUGGAGACCAGUACGGAGCUUAGAGCUCAGCUGAAGAGCUGUAAAGUACUCGUCAAGAGUCUCCAAGCCAAGCUCCAAGCUCAGGGUGUGCCUAUCUCCAUCCCUGGUCUGGAGGGCAUCAACGACGUUCAAAACUCCACUGAGCCAAAGGAGGAGGAAGGGGGCUUGGUCAGGCUGCUGUCUGUGCUCUGUGGUCUGGAGCUCAAUGGCAACCUGCGGUCUGAACUGGAGCUGACGGUGGACAGGGAGCGUGAUUGCCUGCUCUCUGAUCCUCUGCUGAACGGCUUGCUGGACUCUCAGGCGUUGAGAAAUUGUCUAGACACUGUCCUGGAGAACAGCAGACCGGGAAGAGUGAAAGUGCUGGAGGUCAUGGCUGGUGAAGGCAGGGUCUUCUCUCGUGCAGUUGACCUCCUGAACAUCCAGCCCAUGCUGCAGGUGGAGUACACGGCAUCAGAUGCCUCUGGAGAUCUCCUGGCACCGCUGGAGUCCUCCAUGACCGAGCUCGGGGUCUCGUCCGCGGUGUGGGACCCCACACAGAGUGCUGCCGCCGGGCUUCCUACGGAUGCUGACCUGGUCAUUUACAACUGUGUGCUGAGUGAUGUUUCUGCUGCUGAAGUCCUGGGGAAUCUAGCCUCAGCCGCCAGAGACGGGGGAUUUGUGCUGUUACACGCCUUAACAAAGGGAGAUACGCUGGGAGAUACGCUGGCCUUCCUCACUUCAAAGAAAAAUCAAAAUGGCCUGUUGACACAGGCCGAGUGGGAGCAGUUGAUUGGCCAGUCCUCUUUGAUGGUGGUCGCCAUGAAGAAGUCCUUCUAUGGCACCGUUUUGUUCCUGUGUCGCAAGAAAACCUCUGGAGACCAACCCACCAUUCUGUCUGUAGAUGACAUGGAUUACAAAUGGGUAGAUUCACUGCAGACUCAAUUUGCUCAAGCAUCAAACAGUUCUCUGUGGCUCACCUCCACCCAGAACCACAAUGGUGUCAUUGGUAUGGUCAACUGCCUUAGACAAGAACCUGGUGGCAACUGCAUAAGGUGUGCAUUUGUGUCAAACCUUCAGGAGUCAUCCGCCACUCCGUCUCUUGUCCCAACGAACAAAGACAUGCAAGCAGUGAUGACGAGAGAUUUGACCAUGAAUGUCUUCCGAGAUGGAGUUUGGGGAUCAUUUCGCCACCAGAUACUCCCACAAAAACUUCAGGAAGAGCAGACGGAACAGGCGUACGUCAACGUGUUGACCCGUGGUGACCUGUCCUCCCUGCGCUGGAUCACCUCCCCACUGCAGCACUUCACACCUUCCAACCCCAACAUGCAGCUGUGUCAGGUGCACUACGCCUCCCUUAACUUCCGUGACAUCAUGCUGGCCACAGGGAAGCUCCCGCCAGACGCCAUCCCUGGUGACUUGGCGCUCCAGCAGUGCCUUCUGGGAAUGGAGUUCUCGGGGACGGACCCUAGUGGUAAACGGGUAAUGGGCCUUUUGCCCGCCAAAGGUCUCGCCACGUGCGUCGACGCUGACAAACGCUUCUUAUGGGAAGUGCCCUCAAACUGGACAUUGGAGCAGGCUUCAUCAGUGCCGGUUGUGUAUGCCACCGCAUACUACGCCCUUGUGGUCCGCGGCCGCCUGAAGGCCGGCGAAAGUGUUCUGAUCCACUCGGGCUCGGGUGGGGUGGGCCAGGCAGCCAUCACCAUCGCACUUAGCAUGAACUGCCAGAUCUUUACAACUGUUGGCUCUUCAGAGAAGCGGAAGUACUUACAGGAGAGAUUCCCAAAGCUCACCUCCUCGUCCUUCGCCAACUCAAGGGAUGCUUCAUUUGAGCAACAUGUCCUGAAGCACACAAAGGGAAACGGGGUGGAUGUAGUUCUCAAUUCUCUUGCCGAAGAGAAAUUGCAAGCAAGCCUUCGCUGUUUGGCAAGACAUGGCCGUUUCUUAGAAAUUGGCAAAUAUGACCUGUCAAACAACACACCACUCGGCAUGGCCUUGUUUUUGAGGAACGUGUCCUUCCAUGGGAUCCUCCUGGAUGCCCUGUUUGAGGAAGGCAACCGCGAGUGGGCCGAGGUCUCUCAGCACCUGAAGGACGGCAUCGCCAGUGGAGUUGUGAAGCCGCUGCACACCACCGUUUUCCCCAGAACUGCGGUGGAGGAUGCCUUCCGCUACAUGGCCCAGGGCAAGCAUAUCGGAAAAGUGCUCUUGCAGGUACGCGCUGAGGAGAAAAGCGAGCAACUCUCCAUUCCUGCAAUCUGUCGCACAUUCUUUCCGUCGUCAUUGUCUUACAUCAUCACCGGUGGACUUGGGGGCUUCGGUUUGGAGCUGGCCCAUUGGCUGACGGAGAGAGGAGCCAACAAGCUGGUGUUGACCUCCCGCUCUGGAAUGCGCAACGGAUACCAAGCCAAGAGAGUGGCAGAAUGGAAGGCAACAGGUGUGAAUGUGUUGGUUUCAACUUGUGAUGUUAGCACAACCGAAGGGACUGAACGUCUCAUUGCUGAAGCCUCCAAGCUUGGACCAGUAGGAGGGGUGUUCCACCUGGCUAUGGUUCUGAAAGAUGGAAUGCUGGAGAAUCUCUCUCCAGAGAAAUACAUGGCUGUCGCCAAACCAAAACACCAUGGAACCCUUCAUCUGGACAGGGUGACCAGGGAGAAGUGUCCGGACCUGAGACAUUUUGUAGUCUUCUCCUCGGUGAGCUGUGGCCGUGGAAACGCUGGCCAGAGCAACUACGGCUUUGCCAAUUCCGCAAUGGAGCGUAUCUGUGAACGUAGACGCCACGACAACCUCCCUGCCCUUGCCGUCCAAUGGGGGGCCAUCGGAGACGUUGGGGUCGUCCUGGAGACGAUGGGAGGCAAUGACACGGCUAUUGGUGGCACCAUGCCCCAGCGCAUCUCCUCCUGCAUGGAGGUUCUGGAUCGUUUCCUGUGCCAGCCCGGCCCGGUGAUGUCCAGCUUCGUCAUGGUCGAGAAAAGCAUUGCAGCCAAAGGAGCGGGUAGUGAGAAGAAAGACCUGGUGGAGUCCGUGGCACAUAUUCUAGGUGUGCGUGAUGUGAGCAGCCUGAAUGCUGAUGCCUCAUUGGCUGACCUGGGGCUGGACUCACUGAUGGGCGUGGAGGUGCGACAGACCUUGGAACGUGACCACGACAUCGUCAUGGCGAUGCGAGAGGUCCGUCAGCUGACCAUCAACAAGUUAAGAGAACUGUCUUCUCAACGUGGAACCAAAGAAGACUCUCGGCAUCAGUCAUCUAAGAAGUCAGGCGUGCUGGCUCUGCUGGAGUCGGACCCGAAUGCGUUGUUGGUGAACCCCAACGGCCCCACUGUGGUGCCACUGAACGAGGUGCGGAGCUCCGAGAGGCCCCUCUUCCUGGUGCACGCCAUCGAAGGCUCAAUCUCCGCGUUCCAGGCCCUCACCACCGCCCUCAAAGUGCCCUGCUAUGGCUUGCAGUGCACCAAAGAUGCCCCAUUAGACAGCAUUCAGCGCCUGGCCGCGUACUACAUCAAAUGCCUACGACAAGUCCAAGCAGAUGGGCCUUACCGCAUCGCCGGCUAUUCCUUUGGCGCUUGCGUAGCCUUUGAAAUGUCCUCCCAACUUCAGGUCGCAGGCCAGCCAGUUGAGCACUUGUUCUUGUUGGAUGGUUCUCACUCCUAUGUGGCGGCCUACACUCAGAGUUACAGAGCAAAACUGACGCCUGGGAACGAGUCGGAGGCUGAAACGGAGGCCCUUUGUGCCUUCAUCCAGCAGUUCACAGGAAUGGAGUACAACAAGCUGUUGGAGACUCUCCUGCCACUGGCAGACCUUGAGGCGAGGGUGAAGGCGGCCGUAGACCUCAUUGCCUCCAUCCACAAGGCUGUCGACCGCCCCUCGCUCCACUUUGCAGCCUCCACCUUCUACCACAAGUUAAAAGCUGCCGACAGCUACGUGCCCGGCACCAGGUACCAUGGCACCAUCACCUUACUGAAGGCCAAGAUGAGUAGCGACUACGGCGAGGGACUUGGGACAGACUACAAACUCAAUGAGGUUUGCGAUGGGAAAGUGUCUGUUCACGUCGUCGAGGGGGACCACCGCACAUUCCUAGAGGGCGAGGGCGUGAAGUCCAUCACUGGAAUAAUCCACAGCUCACUCGCUGAUGCCCACGGGCGCGUCAGGGAGGGUUAACGAUAGCGGUGUUCUGAUGCGCUUGCUUACCAUUCCAACAGGAUUUCUAAUCCAUCCUCCCUUUGUGCUGCUUAGGGUCACUAACAUACCAUAGACUAAUCUCUUUGUUUCAUCUCUCCUCUAUUUUUUCCAAUGUAUGUAUGUUUUAGAGAUUGGAUGGACUAGUCCAAUGGACUAGUUAGUUUCUGUUGAUUGGUUAAUUUAUAAAUGUCAAGAAUUUAUAAAUUACAGGGAACAGUACUGCCCUAUAAAGGCAAAGUGCAGUAACUACGGCAACACUGGAAACUGAGAAAAAGGCCUUCAAAGUAUUGAUAUUAGGUUGGAUAUAGCAGUUACUGCCAAUUUGACAUGGUGAUGUCUCUAAUACUGGGCCAUAAGGCUUUGUCACAAGAAAAAGAAGGUGCUCUGAAGACCAUUUUCAGUCUAAACUCAACUUUGUUUUAAAAACAAAUGUAGUUACUGCACUUUGCCUUUGUAGGGCAGAGUAGACAUGUGGGGGAAAAAACCUAUAUUUGGUCAUCAAUCAUGCAAUGUCUGGAAUUGCCUGUACCAACUGCUGUGGAAGAUUUUUUUUUUCUUAAUUAAUAUUCACUGGAAAAAUGCUAAGCAACAUUGCAAGUUACAACAAGGCACAGGUUGAAGUUACUCAUGCCAUUUAUGUUACUGCUACAUUGUUACAUGGACAUGAAAUUAAACCAUCACUAAGAAUAUCCAAGAGGUAUUUUGUUUUUACACUCACUUCGGUGUGGCACUUUCAACAGAUGAAGUGCAUGUCAUCAUUAUUGUUGUCUGUGAUUCCAAAUGUUUCUCUGUGCUUCCAAAUGCUGUUUAUUUUGUGUUGUUGUUUUUUGUUAACAUGUGGUGUCAAAGGUAACUGUUUACGCAUCUCCUAAUUUCAGCCAAUAAUUAUUUUGUGAGGAAUAUUUUGGUCUGGUUGGCCAAGAAGAACAACAUUGUUGUAAUGGCUGCUCUGACUAAUCCAUGAAAUUACUUGUCAUAUUUUACAUAGUUCAUUACUCACAAUAGACUACUGGUUUCAGUGAAUGUUAUGUCAUAUGUGAAACUACUUGUAGAAUCAUUGCAGUUCUUUUAAAUCUUCUUUCAAGGGUCAAGCUGUAUUUUUUCCGUUUUUUCCUAUUAGUAGUACAGGGUAAAUCUGCGCAGUGUUGUCAAAAUCCUUUACAUUUGCGCACACCCCAUUGUGUCUUUUGUGUUACAUUACAGUAGAGUGGGGUCAGGUAAUUGAGCGAUGCGCUUGUUUUUUCUGAGACUUUACUUUAAGUCUAUGACGAAAGCACUGUCUGCUCAUGACUGGAAGUUACAAAUUGGUGCACAAGUAUUUUUCAUUUUUCAUGUAUUUUUGUUUCUUUUUUAUUGUAAUUUUCAUGUAUUUAUUCCACUAGGCAACAUUAAAUGCUCCUACUAACUCUUCCA
Engraulis encrasicolus (European anchovy) is the source of this 9248-nucleotide messenger RNA. It is a transcript of the gene fasn, whose product is annotated as fatty acid synthase. NCBI's taxonomy places the organism in Eukaryota, Metazoa, Chordata, Actinopteri, Clupeiformes, Engraulidae. Bases 288 to 7814 code for a protein of 2508 amino acids. The transcript is spliced from 42 exons. The record is from RefSeq and is a predicted model, not a curated record. Gene Ontology annotation, biological process: fatty acid biosynthetic process. Gene Ontology annotation, molecular function: 3-oxoacyl-[acyl-carrier-protein] synthase activity; oxidoreductase activity; phosphopantetheine binding. Gene Ontology annotation, cellular component: cytoplasm.